AGAAAGACAAGACACUCUCAACUGAGUAGGGAAUAGAAUUGAGAGAGGUGGCUUUGUGCCAGGUGAUGAGAGGUUAGAGUAUGGAUGGAGGUACAGAAAUUAGUGUCUUGCAGUAGAGGAGAUACAUUGGGUAACUGAGUUGGAGUGAGAGGGGAAGAGAGAUGUUGAAGAUGCAAUGGAAGGUGACACUCAAGAUACAUGGAGUGACAGGAACCAAAGAUUGGAUCAGGCAAGUGGCUGAGUAAGUUCAUGAGAUGGUAGCAGGAGAGUGGGAGAUGGAAGGAAGGACUAUUUUACGAGGGUGUGAAGGAAGAGUGGAAGAGGUGUUUGUAAAUCUUACAAUCUUAACAACAUGGAAAAUCUGAGAUAAAUUUGUUUCAAAAUUUACUGCUGUAACUAAUGGUAGUCUUAUUUGAUAUAGAAAAUUACUUGUACUACUCUCACAAGAAAUGUUUAAUAUUGAAUAACAUUCCUAUAUGCAUCACUUUUUACUUUUUUUUAGGUGUUAAACGCAAUAAAGAGACUUCAUCAGCAAAAGGUACUGAAGAUAAUUAUGCGACUAUUUCAGAUGAAGCUCUCAGUGCUGAAAAUAAUUAUGCAACUAUUCCAGAUGAAGCUCUCAAUGCGGCACGUGCUAAUGCAAUUUCAUCCAAGCCAAACACUAAUGAAGAGCAAUAUGCUGAAGCUAGUGGGCCCAGUUAUUUAGAAUUGAAACCAGCAGACAUGAAGAUUUCUUACGUUAAUGUUUCAAGGAAACCUGAUGUUGUGGAAGAACAAUGUGCUGAGGUUAGCGAGCCGAAAUAUUUAGAAAUGGGACAACGAAACACGGAUGGUACUUACGUUAACGUUUCAAAGAAACCUGCUGAUGGUACUUACGUUAACGUUUCAAAGAACCUACUGGUUACCAAUGAAGGUCUAUGUUCUACAGAUGAACAAAAGGAACCUAGAAGCUUCCAGAACUGAAUGAAACCUUGUGAGCAAGCAAUCAGUCUCUUUGUCAUCAUUUCAUGGACACUUUUGCAAGCACUGAAGAUUUGAACUAAAUAUCUGAUACUAC
Molecule: messenger RNA, 1057 nt
Organism: Octopus sinensis (East Asian common octopus)
Lineage: Eukaryota; Metazoa; Mollusca; Cephalopoda; Octopoda; Octopodidae
Exons: 11
Coding region: 400-963 (187 amino acids)
Source: RefSeq, a predicted model, not a curated record